AUGGUUUCGAAAUUGCCACCAGAAUGUCUCUACAAAAUAUUUGACGAAUUCAGUUAUAGCCAAAUUGGCAAAGAGAAAAAUAGUUUCAUUCAUCUUCAUUCUAUCAUAUUAGUGAAUAAAUACUGGUGUAAUGUUGCCAUUCCAAUACUUUGGCGUAGAACAUUUAAUUGGAUAUAUCAGAAAAAUAAUUAUGGGGAUAAACAUGUUCAUCUUAUGUCAACUUAUAUUUCUUGUUUGCCGGAAGAAUCUAGGACCAAUUUAAACAAGCUCGGGAUUAAUUCAUCGAUCAUUCAGCCAACAUUUCGUUCAAAUUUUGACUAUCCUUCCUUUUUACAAAGUCUACAAUAUAAAUGGUUAUAUAAUUCUGUAAAUAAGUGGUUAGAUGUACAUGCUUCGACGGACAUUAUAAGAGGAGAUAAUGAUAAUGAAACGAAUCUUCAUCCAAUUUUUGUUGAAGAAUUGUGCAAGUUAUUUAUGAAAAGAUGCACAAACUUAUUACAGCUAUCUUAUAAUCAUCUGGAUGAUUUUGGCGAAUAUCCUAUAUAUCCUGUAGUUAAUAUGCCAAGUUUUGCUGGAGCUUCAGAUGCACUGGCGAAUCUUCGGCAUUUUGAUUUUCAUGGAUGUCUAGAUCCAAAAAUUUUAAAAAGUGCUGCAAAGAUAUGCAAAUUCGUUAAAGUGCUUUCAAUUGCUUGUUGUUGUUACGAUAACGAAGGUUUGGCUACGUUUAUUGAUCAACAAACACAUUUAGAAAACCUUUCAAUUGAAUUUGAGCAAAAUGGAAUUGAUCUUCCUAAAAUAAGGAAUUCCUUACGUAAUAAAGGGAAAGACCUUUCCGCGUUGAUGAUUAGACAAAUUUUUUUUCCAUUAGAUAUACUUGGUCAUAGUCCAAAUCUCACAGGUUUAUUUAUAGAAGAUGGAUGCGAUUCGCAUAGAGAUAUUUUUGGUCAAUUUGUCAAUUGGCAAUUUUUUCGACUCACAAAUCUUUUCCUUGCGAUCAAGAAUGUACAUAUUGGCUCUAUCGUUCAAUUGAUAAAUAAUACGUGUGGAAAUCUCACCACUGUUAGGAUUGUGUGGACAAAACCUAUUGAUAAAGAUAAUUUUAACCUUUACACCGAAACUAUUCUCGUAAGUUGUCCACGCUUGAUCGCUUACCAUGGAUAUUUCGAUGAUAAUGAAAUUGGAAAAAUGCCCGAGUUUUUCGAGAAGCAUAAAAAUCUAGAAGAAUUUCAUAUCAGUCUAUAUUCUCUCACACGUUGUGAGAUCAGUAAUAUGUUGAAAAAGCUUGGAAAAUAUCUGCCACCAAAUUUACAAGAAAUUUAUCUACCGGCAAACUAUGUUUACACCACUGAAUCUUUGGAAUCAUUCCUUGAAAGUUGUGCAGCAAAAUUGUGUGCUCCUUUGAAACUUACCCUUCGCUGUAGAUCCACAAUACAUGAAGAAAUUCUUUCUCGUUAUGUGGAACGAAAAAUUAUCAAGAAUAUGUUGUUUUUUAAUUCACGACCUCGUUUUAUUUCUUUCGUGAUUAUAUUAAUCUCAUUUUUCAUUGGAUUUUUUUUCUUGGUUCAACAAUUCAUUCAACAAGAUGAUUUUGUAAAAGCUAGCAGUAAUUGGUUAAAAGAAAAAUUCAGUGUUUAUUUACCAGUAAAGAAUAAAUUGGGUCAUGGUAGUUUGACUAAAAUUUUGGGUCAUCAAGAUUUUCCUGAUUAUCAAAUUAGACUAAAUGAACCAAAAUUAUGUGAUGCUUCUGUUCAGCAGUAUUCUGGAUAUCUUGAUGUCAGUAGAAAGAAACAUUUCUUCUUUUGGUUCUUUGAAUCUAGAAAUGACCCAAGAAAUGACCCUGUUGUUCUUUGGGCAAUUAAUGAAGAUGGAGCCGACACUACUUUCAAUCCUUAUUCAUGGAAUUCUAAUGCUAGCAUAAUUUUUUUAGAUCAACCUAUGAAUGUUGGAUACUCUCAUGGUUCUAAAGUGAGUUCGACCCACGCGGCAUCCAUUGAUGUUUACGCAUUUCUGCAAAUUUUUUUCCAAGAGUAUCCUCAAUAUGCACACCUGGACUUUCACGUUGCUGCUGCUGAAAUUAACAAUAACAAUCAGGGAACUUCACCCUGGAUUCUUAACAAAAAACCAAAGUCCCUUUUACAUAUAAAUCUAGAAUCCAUUUUGAUCGGUAAUGGUAUGGUCGAUCCGUUGGUUCAAUAUAAAUAUUAUCCAGACAUGGCUUGCAAUUCAUCUUACGAUCCAGUACUCGAUAUCUCGACCUGUGACGAAAUGCGUGAUGCUUAUCCAACUUGCGCCGAUAUGAUUAAAAGUUGUUAUGAUGGUGUCACUGCAACCUGCUUAACUGCUUCAAUGUAUUGUAACAGGCAUAUCGUCUUGCCUUAUUAUUCAACUAGCAGAAAUCCUUAUGAUGUGAGAAAACAAUGUGAAGGCGGAGAUUUGUGUUAUUCAGACAUUGGAGUCAUUGAACAAUAUUUAAACAGAGGAAAUGUUAGAGAAGAACUGGGUGCUGAUCCUUGGAUUCAGUAUAGAAUCUGCAGCUCAAGGGUCAAUUUUAGGUUUCAUAUGAAUGGUGAUUUAAUGAAACCUUUUCAUCUUCUACUUCCAUCUCUUUUGGAAAAUGACAUACGUAUUUUAAUAUAUGCGGGAGAUGCAGAUUUCAUUUGUAAUUGGAUUGGGAACGAUGCAUGGACAAAAGAAUUAGAAUGGAGCGGCAAACAAGGUUUCAAUGAUGCAAAAACUAGACGUUGGAAGUUACAAGGUGAUAAAUCAAUGUAUGCAGGUGAAUCUAGAUCUUACAAGGGACUUACUUUUUUGAGAGUUUUUGAAGCAGGACAUAUGGUCCCUUAUGAUCAACCUGGUCCCAGUUUGGAUUUCUUAAAUAGGUGGUUGUUGAAAAAGCGCUUAUAA
This is a messenger RNA of Dentiscutata heterogama, 2904 nucleotides long. Lineage: Eukaryota; Fungi; Glomeromycota; Glomeromycetes; Diversisporales; Gigasporaceae. The record is from the annotation of a GenBank genome assembly.